This is a messenger RNA of Helianthus annuus (common sunflower), 1289 nucleotides long. Its product is annotated as electron transfer flavoprotein subunit alpha, mitochondrial. The transcript has 8 exons. Gene Ontology annotation, molecular function: electron transfer activity; flavin adenine dinucleotide binding. The coding region runs from base 87 to 1145 and encodes 352 amino acids. Gene Ontology annotation, cellular component: mitochondrion. NCBI's taxonomy places the organism in Eukaryota, Viridiplantae, Streptophyta, Magnoliopsida, Asterales, Asteraceae. The record is from RefSeq and is a predicted model, not a curated record.
AUUAAUUAAUUUAUGAAAUGAAAUGAAAUGGGUUGGUUUUAUACGCCUCUACAGUCCCAGAGUCCAACGCAACUACUCGCAGCACCAUGUUCAAACCCACUUCUCUCACAUACCUCAUCGCUCAUUCUCGUCGUCGUUCAAUCGCAUCUUGCAGACACCUUGGAACAUUAGUGAUAGCAGAACAUGAAGGUGGUUCACUCACUGCCAGUUCUUUAAGUUCAAUUGAAGCUGCUGGAAAGUUGUUAUCUAAAGACAGCUCUCUAUCUUUGCUAUUGGCUGGUGCGGGCCCCACUUUACAAGAGGCUGCUGCAAAGGCCGCUUCGUGUCAUCCUUCAGUUUCUCAGGUGCUAGUGGCCGAUUCUGAUAAAUUUAAAAACCCUUUAGCAGAACCAUGGGCCAAAUUGGUCCAUUUAGUGCAGCAAAAAGGCGAAUACUCACAUAUAAUUGCUGCUUCAAAUUCUUUUGGGAAAAAUAUUUUACCUCGUGCCGCUGCCCUUCUUGACGUCUCACCAAUUACUGAUGUCAUCGACAUAUCAGAAUCUAAUACGUUUGUGAGGCCAAUAUAUGCUGGCAAUGCUCUAUCUACGAUCCGUUACACUGGUUCAGAUCCUUGCAUGUUGACCGUUAGGUCAACCUCGUUUCCAGUGGGCUCAACUUCAGCGGAUUCUAAAACCAAUCCUGUGCCAAUACACCAGGUUGAUUUAUCGACAUUUAGUGAAGAUUGGAAUUCUAGACAUGUGAAACAAACCACUCAAGAUUCAGAACGCCCGGAUCUUGGAAGUGCUCGUGUUGUUAUUACAGGGGGGCGAGCUCUCAAAAGUGCUGAAAAUUUUAAGUUAAUUGAGAAACUCGCUGAAAAACUUGGUGCUGCAGUUGGUGCUACUCGUGCUGCUGUUGAUGCGGGAUACGUGCCUAAUGACCUCCAGGUCGGUCAAACGGGCAAGAUUGUUGCUCCAGAACUUUAUAUGGCUUUCGGCGUCUCUGGGGCCAUCCAACACAUAGCUGGCAUGAGAGAUUCAAAAGUUAUUGUUGCAGUAAACAAAGAUGCCGAUGCACCAAUUUUUCAGGUCGCAGAUUAUGGACUUGUAGGUGAUCUUUUCGAAAUAAUCCCCGAGUUGUUAGAGAAGCUCCCGGAAAAAAAAUAAGUCCGUUCAACAUUCUAAAUUGAUUUUUAUGACAUACUGAAAUACGUUUUAUUCCAAUUCUCUAUAACCUAGUUUUGCAUUGGAUGCAUGAACGAACGACCUGUAUCUCUUCUUGCAAUGAAAGUUGUCCCUUCUUUUCUAUCA